GAGCGACCCCUUCUAGUAUUUUUCAGUACGGAUGAUUUUGCGAUUACUUUGUCUAGUCUUAAUGACUAAUGCUCAAUAUAUUUACAAUGGCGUUGGAGAAAAUGGUCAAAACGGUCAGAGCCCCUCGUGGUCCCCGGAAGGAAUGGCUAGAAGUGUAGUGAGACAAGUUCUUACUCCAUACAACAUAACUUCCAGUAACAACGCGGAGACAAACAAUGGAGUUACUAUUCAAUUCCAACUCCGGGGAUAUUCCAAUCCCCAGUCGAUUCUACCAAAUGGCUGGACAUGUGUUUGUCCUCCUGGACACACUUGCAAUUAUCUGAAUCGCCCUCCCGCUUGUUAUUUUGGAUUCACAUUCAUCAUCUCUGCACCUGACACAUCCGUACGACAUCUGGCUACUGAAUUUAUUACCCUGGAUGCAAAUGGUCAGCUUCCAACUUCUCAACAAAGUAGCUGGGAUCAAAAUUAUGUUGUUCAGCUACCGAGUAAACCGUCCGCCAUCGACAUUUUUGCUCAUCACCUCGGCCCAGUAAUCAACCAAGCUGAUGGUGCCCUGGUAGCUGUGGAUACCCUAACCCAUGCGGAUACUUUCGUUGUUCCGCUCUCGGACACUCUUCCAGCUGUUGGUGGUGUUCAAAGUAUGUCGCAGCGCUAUGCGUACCAAGGAAAACUCAUUGGGACCACACUUUAUCUUUCCUACUCCAUUUCCUGCACGGGUUCCCUAAUCGGUCCCAACUGCGAUCUCACUUGCACCCCUUCAACGAUCAGUCCAAGUGUAGCCGCAUGUCGAUCGAACAUCACAGGAUUUUUCUAUGUUUGCCAGUUUCUCAAUGGUGGACAAGUUGAUCACUGCAAAAAUUGUCCAUGGGGAGUCAAGGAAAAUACCUAUUGCCAGGAUGAAGAGGGAGGAGUGCUCAAUCCAGACGAUGCUAGCGUUGUGGACACCGGCUACCGUACCGCUACCAUAAUACUUGGAGUACUCUCUGGAAUAUUGCUAUUUCUUCUUCUCACAGCACUAGCUGCGAUUUUCAUGCUAAGACGCCGACAGCAACCGAUCGAAAAGGAAAUGACGACAUUUGAGAGAAAUGGUGGUGUCGCGGCAACUCGUCCACUAUUGUCUGCCACUUACCGCGCCGAUCAACCGACACCGCUACCGCGAUCACAACCACCCAGUUUAGAUGCUAGACCAACAAAAUCGUCCUUGCGUAAGGCAAUGCUGCCACCAACCUCUCUCAACGACACUCGUGACACGAGCUUCAACAGCAGCGAUCUAACGCCUACGACGGGAAUUAGACCAAGUCGCAGUGAAGUGGUAUAA
Messenger RNA from Cylicocyclus nassatus, 1318 nucleotides. The record is from the annotation of a GenBank genome assembly. Lineage: Eukaryota; Metazoa; Nematoda; Chromadorea; Rhabditida; Strongylidae.